Fusarium sp. VM40 is the source of this 3024-nucleotide messenger RNA. Lineage: Eukaryota; Fungi; Ascomycota; Sordariomycetes; Hypocreales; Nectriaceae. The record is from the annotation of a GenBank genome assembly.
AUGACACGACCAUCCAUUGUCCGCGCCGACACGAUAGAUCUUCAAGAUCACCACGCUCCAUCCGCUCAAGACCACUCCAAGAGCCCUCGUUUGGCUGGUGCUGCCAACUCCUUAGGUCCCCACCAAGCUGAGACCAUUCGUGAGGUCACACACGACACAGCAGACGAACAGCGCCGUUCUCCUCGAGUAUCUCUAGACAAUCGCAACAGCCUCGACGAAAUCGAUUCCUUCGCAGACGAGCUUGUCGCAAACCCAUCAGGUGCAAACUCUCGCGCCCAAGGCACUCGCGACAACAACGAUAGCACCAUGAAUCAGGAGGAUGCAUUGGCCGCUUCGCAGAACGGAGGUAUCUCGUCCUCGGACGAGGGCGAGCUUGAUGGCGACGAUGACCUCGAUGACGACAUGAUGGAUAAGAUAUCAAGUUCGCCUUCAAUUGAAGAUGGUGGGUGCUACCCUGUCACUGCCCCAAUGGCAUGGCCACGGCGUGUCUCUUCUCUACCCACCUCGCAAAGGAGUAGUUCUCCAAGCAUUUCUGGUUCAAGCGUCACCAGAGUUUGCUCGCCAUAUCCCGAACCUCUCAAAUUCACACCCAGCCCAAGUGCAAUUGCACAGCUCCCACGAGCACUGCCCGCGACAAUCCGGAACCAUCGUCUUCAAGGUGAGUAUGCCGACAACGACAACAACGAGGCCGUACACGAUGCCGACGAGAGCUGGGCCACCUUCAACUCUACAGAAGAGUUCCACGAAGCGUACGAGGAGGAAACGCAGAUUAAGGAGGCCGAUGCUUCACAUCAAGAACAGGCGCAUGCAAAUGUUGGCGGAAAGAACACCUUGGCCGACAACAGGGAUCAGGAUAUUUUCUACGACUGUGAUGCGAUGAUGGACCUCUCCGAUUUGACCGAUGACGAUAGUCCUGACUACGACCCCUUACUUACUGUUCCCUACGAGGAAUCCUUUGAAGACGAUGAUUCUACACUCUCCCUUCCUGACGACCCCAAUUUUACUGAUUCCGGCUGGGCGAUCGAGUGCUUACAAGAACUAGAGGAUAUUGAUUUCGAAUUCGUUUACGCGCUUCACACGUUUGUAGCUACGGUCGAGGGUCAGGCAAAUGCAACCAAGGGUGACACCAUGGUUCUGCUUGACGAUAGCAACAGCUAUUGGUGGCUGGUCCGAGUUGUUAAAGACAGCAGUAUUGGGUACUUACCUGCAGAGCAUAUUGAGACUCCAACAGAACGACUGGCCCGUCUAAAUAAGCACAGGAACGUUGACCUAUCUGCCACUAUGCUGGGCGAUACUGCUGAGAAGAAAGCACAAACUUUCAAGUCACCUAUUAGAUUCGGGCGGAAAACAGUCACCUUUACGUCGCCAACCUAUCAUGAUUACACUGAGGUCGACGACUAUUCCAGCGACGAAGAAGACUUGGAUGACUUGUUCGCCAAUUCAACCACUGCUGCGAAACAGGAUCAGCAAGAAAGGAAGAAGGAUACCCGAGAGGCAGCAGCAACAAUAUCAAUUAUCGAAGAUGAUUCAUCAGAGGAGAGUGCCCGGGUCGAGCCUCUCAAGCCUCGUUCGACCAAGGAAGUCAAAAUGUCCAUGGAGCCGUCCAAGGUUGAAACUGUGGAAGAAGAGGAUGAGAGCCGGGACAGCGAGGAACUACUCUUUGAUAACAAAGCAGAAGGCCCGAGCCGAUCCCGGAAUGGUACUGUCAGGAAUACCGAUUCUUUCUUUAGAGAUGAGACUGUCGAGACCAAAAAGAUUACCCUCACGCCUAACUUGCUACGAGACGACAAUCAACCUCGGCCCUCCCAAGAUUCAACCAAAGACGUCAAAUCUAGGGGAAGUAUGGACAAGUUGGACAAGGAGCUCAUGUCUGAUAAAGAAAAGAAGAAGCAUCAAGACAAGGUCCGGAAAGAGAAGGAGAAGAAGCCCAGCGCCAUCCGAAGCUUCUUUUCAAGGAAAGACAGGAAGAAGUCGGUUGACGACGACGACGAAUCUUUUGGAAAGCGUUCUAUGGAUAUUGUAUCGGAACCCCGGGAUAGCGAGUCGAUCGAGGAGAUUGCAUCACCACAACGAAGUGCCAGCAAACUUCAGAAACCAAUGGCCCGAACCGAAACAUCUCCCGGCAAAGGUGGACAGGGUGAAACCUCAUCGGCAAUGGAAUUGGCAGCUUACUUUGCUGAGUCUCGGGUCAAUGAUGUGUCAAACGUGCCACCAGCAUCGAUGCGCAUUGUCAAUCCUGAGACACAAGAGACACACGAGGUACCAUCGAACUCGCAAAGUGGUGGGGACCCUAAUAGGGCGCGGGCUUCCUCGGCCACCGCCCAGCACGAUGACACGAAGGCGCUGGCCAGGGCACUGGGCCGAAGUUCCAGUACAGGAGACGAGCCUAGGACAGCAAAGAGUGCCAAACCUCGUCAAUUGAUGGACCUUGACGAACUUUCAAGUUCGGAUGAGGAUACCACGUCUCAACCAGCUUCUCGAGCGAUACCAGAGCAAACAAGCGAGAAGAAGACUGAAGGCGGAUUACGACCACAACUUCCAGGAGCGUUCCCCGACAGCUUUGAUGCAAGUGGAAAACCGAAUGGAUCCACGGUGGUUGGCAGAGAGCAGCGUGAUCGUCUAUCAGAAUCGCCUGUACAGGUAUCGCCUGUCAAUACAACACGGCCACCCGCACUAGAGAUUGACACGUCCUCUCAAGAAGGUCGGUCGUCGUCCGAAGUUCCAUCACCGGAGCUUAUGCCCGGCGAUGAGACACCCAAGGAUAGCAGCUCAACGAGGAGCGCAAAGGAACCUGGUUGGGAUGACGAGAAGCUGCGCGCAUUCUUCGAUGACGGCGAGCACGUCCGAGAUCUUCUCAUGGUUGUGUACGACAAGACAGACGUGGAGCCAGUGGGCAAGGACCACCCAGUGGUCAGUGGGAUGUUUAGGGAACAGAACGCAAAGCUGGCGGAGAUUACGACUCAACUUGACAAUAUGCUCGGAGACUGGUUGGCUAGAAAGCAACGGCUUCGCGGAACACUAUAA